AUCAUUCCGAGGGAUUCGGAGAUUUGCUAGGAAGAGAAAUCUGGUAUCUGGUAACGGCAUGGUCGGAUCGCCGAUUCCGGUCUACUCCGCCUGCCAGCAUGUCUUUCCUCGUUUAAGACCCCUUCUCCUUUACUUUCUGUCGAAAGCUCCUCACUUUUACAAAACGUAGCUUGGGAUAACGGAACGGGCAGGUUGCGGUCUCUCGUUGGAAAAAUUAACUUCGACUCUGCUCGACACGGAAAGAAAGGAUCAGGACAUGGGAAAGCUGGAAGAAUUUCCUCCGGAACUGCUUAUAAAGCAUCCUCUGCAAAACACGUGGACCCUCUGGUAUUAUGAGGCCGACCGAAGUAAAACCUGGAGGGAGAAUCAACGGGAAAUUACUAGUUUCGAUACCGCCGAGGAUUUCUGGAGUUUAUACAAUCACAUAAAAUCAGCAUCUGAAUUGAGACAAGGUUGUGACUAUAGUAUGUUCAAACAAGGUAUUUUACCAAUGUGGGAAGACGAAGCAAACAAAAAUGGUGGAAGGUGGUUGAUUAAUUUAGAUAGGAAGCAAAGGGUCGACUUAGAUCACUUUUGGUUAGAAAUACUUCUCUGUAUGAUCGGAGAAGCCUUUAACGAAUAUUCAGAUGACAUAUGUGGAGCAGUUGUUAAUGUCAGACCAAAAGGCGAUAAGCUUGGAGUUUGGACUGCCGAUGCACAGAGAUCGCAGAGCGUUAUGGAAAUUGGACGUAAACUAAAAGAGCGGUUAAGGAUCGUAUCGGGCACAUCCAUAGGGUACCAAGUGCAUAAAGACACGAUGGUCAAGUCUGGUAGUACAACUAAAAAUACAUAUUUCGUAUAAACCAUCGAUGCUCGUUAUCGCUGAUAUUGUCAUUUCUCUCUAUAUUCUCCGAGUGAGUACAAAAUGGAGAGAUACCAAUCUUUUUUAACAUGAACAAAACUGAUGUUAAAGUGAAAAAUAUGAAAUGACAUAAGAAACCAACAUGCCUUCUUCUUAUACGAACAAUUUCAUGGGAAGCUCGGGACUGAAGGGAAAUUUGUUUUGUCGUUAAUACACAUUUCUCUGGUUACCAGUGACCGAGUGAAAGUUAAUAAAGUUAUUAAUCGAAUUCGUUAACGAUGUAUUGAUGUGGACAUUUAUAAUAAAAUGUAUAUUUGUCUUGAGUACAGUUUAUGGGUCAGGUAUGCAGAUUGUUGCACUUUUAUUCACUGUUUCAAUAUGUGCAUUAGAUAGAUUUAUUAUACUUAUAUUUUGUACUUUCCAAUCCUAUUUAGUACAUAAAUGUGGUGUAAGUACAUAGAAAAUAUAUUAAUAGAUAAAUCUGGGCACUAUUUCAACUGUUGUACAGUUAAAUACUGCACUAUGCUAUAUCAUAAUGGAAGAGAAGUGUAACAAACUGACAAUUGCAAUACUGAUCUAGAGUAACGUGCUUUGAGAAUUAUUUAAAAUGUAGUUUGAUUUCAUGAGUGUUUAUAACACUGAAUGUAUUGGCGCGUAUUUGAUAUAUUAAGUAUGUAUUAAAGAAUCUUUCAGUGAA
Molecule: messenger RNA, 1538 nt
Organism: Orussus abietinus
Lineage: Eukaryota; Metazoa; Arthropoda; Insecta; Hymenoptera; Orussidae
Gene: eIF4E4
Product: eukaryotic translation initiation factor 4E
Exons: 4
Coding region: 257-841 (194 amino acids)
Biological process (GO): translational initiation
Cellular component (GO): cytoplasm; eukaryotic translation initiation factor 4F complex
Molecular function (GO): translation initiation factor activity; RNA 7-methylguanosine cap binding
Source: RefSeq, a predicted model, not a curated record